AUGAGCAAGGCGGGUCAAGCGGUGCGCCGAGGACGGGAAAGAGGACGCAGCAGCAGCAAGGCGUCGCGUGUGCACGUCGCAUCCUCUGGGUCUGGCGCGCGCGGCGACACUUUUUACAGCGUUGUCCCUCCGGCUGGUUUUGGGCUGGCGUUGGCAUCGGGGUCAUCUGGAGCCGCGGCAAGAGGACCUGCAAAGCACGGCACAGGAGCAGCCUCAUCGGCGGACGGUGUGUGGUCGAGACAAGAAAGUCAUUCAAGUGCUGCGUUGACAUCAGGCCGGUCCUCAUCACUCUUGUCGUCAUCUAGCAGGAGUCGGUCUCGAUCUCGGUUUCGGUCGGGCUCGAGCGAGCGUGCCUGCCAUUCAGGAAAAAGCGACCACUCGCUUGGCGACAUCGCGAGCCCACCCAGUCCGCGAACCUCGGGACGGGGGAGUUUCAAUCUGAAGCGUGGAGCAGGUGACGAGGGCUCCAUAUCAUCCUUCUCGUCGUCCGACCUUGCUGCUGUGAAAAGACUGCUCAAACAGGAUGUGUUUGCCUACCCGACCGUUGUCGAUUCGCAGGGAGGCGACACGCUGCAAGAGACGGCCAGCGAAAACCACUUUAUGGUGCUGAUUGCAAUCACGCAGCCGCACACGGACGAGCCUAGUUCAGACGAAAGCCCCACCAAGCGACAGCAGCAACAUCUAGAUGCGUCCUGCGCAACCGCCCUAAUCGGUGCGUUUGCUUGUCGCGCCGAGAUGGCACACCUGCCGCCACCUGGUCUGUCUAUGGAGUCGCAGGGAGAAAAAGAAACCAGCGCUGGCACAAGCUUCGCCAGGGACAUCAACAACUUUUGUUUGCCCUCCCGGACGCUCGGACAAUGGGCCGAAAGAAGCACAAGCCUGGACGAAAGCACGCGAGCCCCUUCAUCCGUAGACCCGGAUCGGCGGUCCGAGGCGUCGAGCGCGUGCACCAGCAGCGCUAUUAGCGAACCUCACGGACCACCGCAGCAGGAUUUAUCGUUUUCCAUAACUCGACAGGUGACGGUGAGUCAAGGCAGCAGUAAGAGCGCAGGGGGGAGGACGAGCAGUAGUACGGGACUCACGGGUGAAUCGUGUAGCCGCUUGACCGGGGAUCUCCGGCUUCCCAGUCUUGCCGUUACGCCACUCGCAGCGCUGGGCGACCUCCAUGAGCCGAGCUCCCGGGCAGGGCUUGCUGGUGUUGAGCAGGCGCCCCAGGCGCAUCUUCAUUUUGGUCUCCCGCUGCCGUCGUCAGCGUCGCCACGCCAAAAUUCCACGCAGUCACUGUCGCCGAAGCGCGGUGGGCGCGGCAAAGGCGCUACAUCUUGGACCAUAAGUGGCACAGCGACUAGCGCCGGUACUAGCACCUCCGCAGGGCGGGCGGAAAGUGCUUUUUCUUCGAUCUCCUCUUGCAGCGGCGGCAGUACGCCGCUUCCUUUCUACCCACAGAAACUCCUCCAGAGUAGAGAAACGCAUUCUGCAGCAGGAAAAAGCGGAAACGCUGCCUGCAGCAGAAUGCCCUCCAGAGAGAGAACAGCUGCUCCUUCGCGAGCCGCGGGUCUUCACUCACCACAAGCUCCGACCGUCACUGUCAAAUUGAUGAUGAAGAACGGGCGGCACUGGCAGCCUGCGGACCAGGACACUCUUUCCACUGCGGGCGCGCGCCGCGUUCAGCUGGAGCAGCUUUGGGCGGAGGCGGUGCCGCUCAGGAACGUGUUCGUCCUGCAAAAGCGGCUCAUCGGGGACGAUCCUCUCACGCGCGGCGAAAUCGAGCCGACAGCGCGAAUGACCCGCAAGGCGAAGGAGCAGAUACUCGGCUUUUCUCAAUACUACACCUCAGUCGCGCAAAUGAAGUCCGCGGCCGCUUUUCGCCCAGUCGAAGUGCCGCAGAGUCAGCAGCAGGCAACAGACUCUAUGGUCGCCGAAAGGGCUGCCGCUGCGAGUUCUGCUUCUGGGCAGGGGCAACUUCCACAGCGCCAGCAGUGCGAACCUGAACACGAGGACCUGCUACCCCCGGUCACAGCGGAAACGGCAGGCGUUUCUGCUGUAAAAAGUCGGAAUGCUUGUUUGCGGAACACUCCGCAAGCCGGUGUAACGGUCCCGGAGUGGUGGCAGUGGCACCGUCGCUCGCUCUGGCCAGGCGAGGAGGACGACGGAUCAAGAUUUAUGGCGGAGGAUGACGUAUUGAUGGGAGUGCUGUGCCGAAAUUUUGACGAUCAGUCGGAAGAGGACGGUCCUCUUCCAACGCAGUGA
This is a messenger RNA of Amoebophrya sp. A120, 2250 nucleotides long. The record is from the annotation of a GenBank genome assembly. NCBI's taxonomy places the organism in Eukaryota, Dinophyceae, Syndiniales, Amoebophryaceae.